ACUUCUGCAGACACAAAAGCCUGAUGGUGCUGCCAGAAGUGACAGAAAACAACAGAGACGUUAAAGGAGCAGUUUUGUGUCUGAACUAUGAGGAGAGCAGAGCAGCUGUAGGAGACGUGGGAACCGAUGCAAGUUUAUCAUCAGCUCUGACAGAAGAUACGACAUCAGCAGGGUUGGACUUGUGGUGAAAGAGAAGGAGACGGCUGGAUAGACGGGCUUUAGUGGUGCACAUCCAGGAGGUAAACUACAUCAAUGAAGACACCUGGCAUGGCGGUAUUCAAGCAACAGCAAGUGGAGGAUUUCUAUGUAAUUGGAGAAGAACUAGGAAGUGGGCAAUUUGCAAUCGUCAAACGCUGUAUAGAAAAGAGCACGGACGUCGAAUAUGCAGCCAAGUUCAUCAAGAAGCGCCAGAGUCGGGCCAGCAGACGUGGCGUAAGGAGAGAGGAGAUUGAGAGGGAAGUGGACAUCCUGCAGCAGAUCCAGCACAACAACAUCGUAGCGCUACAUGACGUGUACGAGAACCGCACAGACGUGGUGCUCAUCCUCGAACUGGUGUCUGGAGGAGAGCUGUUCGAUUUCUUAGCUCAGAAGGAGUCUCUCAGUGAAGAGGAGGCCACUCGGUUUAUCAAACAGAUCCUAGACGGAGUCCUGUACCUCCACUCCAAGAGGAUCGCACAUUUUGAUCUGAAGCCUGAAAACAUAAUGCUGCUGGACAGGAAUGUUCAUCUACCCCGCAUCAAACUCAUAGACUUUGGACUCGCACACAAAAUAGAAGCCGGGGCAGAUUUCAAAAACAUUUUUGGAACCCCUGAAUUUGUUGCUCCAGAGAUAGUCAACUAUGAGCAACUGGGAUUGGAGGCAGACAUGUGGAGCAUUGGAGUCAUCACUUAUAUACUUUUGAGCGGCGCGUCACCUUUCCUCGGCGACACGAAGCAGGAAACCCUGGGAAACAUCUCGGCGAUGGACUACGAGUUUGACGAAGAGCUCUUCAGCAAUACCAGCGAGCUGGCCAAGAGCUUCAUCAGAAAGCUCCUGGAGAAGGACACGAGAAAACGGAUGACCAUACAAGACGCCCUCAACCAUCACUGGAUUAAGUCCUGCGGCCACAUGGAAGAGGAUAGCGUUGCCCCUGAGAAAGCGGAGCAGUUGAAGACGAAACGUCUAAUGGAGUACACCAUCCAGUCCCACUCCAGCAUGCCCCAGAACAACACAUAUGCCAACUUUGAGCGUUUUGCCCACGUGGUGGAGGACGUCAGUCUGAUGGAGACAGGGCUGUCAGAGGUGGCAGGAGCCCGCCACACUCUGCAGGGUGAUAUAGAAGCGCUGCUCUCCAUCUACAACGAUAAAGAGAGCUGGUACAAGGAGGAGAGCGAGACUGCGAGGAAGCAGCUGUCACAGGUCCGCUACGAGUUCCGUAAAGUGGAGGCCACGAGGAGGCUGCUGCAGGAGGACAUUAAGUCUGUAGAUGCCAGUCUGGAGAGCAUCAGUGGGAAGUACAGCCAGAGGCAGAGUAAGCUGGACGCUCUGAGAGAGGAGCUGAACUCUGAGCUGAAGUGGCUGCAGGAGAUGAUGAGCUCUCUGCAUCCAGAAGGAGCCAACGGCAGCAGCAACCACAGCAGCAGUCUGAAUACGGACGUGAGGCAGGCGCUGAAGGAGCUGCUGCAUCCGUCCUGCAGGAGGGAACUGUGCCCCGAGGCCCAACAGCCACUCACAGAGUCAGGCUAACAAAUAAAAACACACCUUAAAAAUCUAAACGUGUUUUUGAAAAUGAAGCUGUUUGAAUGUAGCACAAACUUUUGAAUGUAUAGUCUCUAUAGUCUUUAUAUUUUCUUUAUUUCAAAUGUUUAUUUUCUUGUGUGAACCAUGUAGUACGAUAGUAGGAAUCGGAAAUUGGCUUAUCUGCAUUCUUUCUGAGUUUGGUGAGAAGAUGGAUACCACUUUCUUGAAGCUACAAACAGGAGAUAGUAAGCUUAGCUUAGCACAAAGACUGGAAACAGGGGGAAACAGCUAGCCUGGCUCUGUCCGAAUGUUAAAAAAAAAAGAAACUGCGUACCAGCACCUCCAAAGCUCAGUGUUACAUCAUGUUUAUUUAAGCCGUAAAAAAAAGUAUAAAAACGACAAAUUGGGGUUUUGAAGUAUAAUUAUGGCACAAUAAUAGUAAUUAUUCUAAAAUGUAAGUGAUAUUUGCAGACAAGUAUGGUCUCGUUGUAUUGAGCGGGUUUGGUAGCUUUUUAUUUGGACAAGAUAAUGAAGAUAAAUAUUAGUUGUGAGUUUUACUGUGUCAUGGCCAGAAGGCUCAAACAGCAGCUCUUUUCAAUGGAAGAAGUUCACAUUUUUUUAAUUGAUUUAUUUUUUCAUUCCAUUUUAUUUUUAGGACUGUAUAUUAAUGUGUAUAUUUUUUUCACAAAGAUUAUCAUUUGUAAAGUUGCAUGUGUUGUCCUAAAUAUGUUGUUUGUGUUUUUGUUGUUGUUGUUUUUUAGAUUAUUUUUCAUUGAUUCAAAUGUGCACUUUUACUAAAGAUUGAAUUUACUUAUUUAUUUUUUUAUUUCUUUCUUGGAGAUGUUUUAUGAGUCAACAGGAAAACCAACAUCUGUGAUAAGAUCACGUGUGUUUCAAAAUGUGUCACCUCCGUACCAGUGUUUUUAGCAUCUCAACAGAUAUUCCUGUUCACGCCUCACACUUUAUGGCCUCUGAUGUGCACACCGACACCACUGUUGUUUAAACACUGAAAUAAAUGUUCACCAUUUA
This is a messenger RNA of Sebastes umbrosus (honeycomb rockfish), 2748 nucleotides long. RefSeq names its product death-associated protein kinase 2b (gene dapk2b). Gene Ontology annotation, biological process: intracellular signal transduction; protein phosphorylation; positive regulation of apoptotic process. Gene Ontology annotation, cellular component: cytoplasm; nucleus. Bases 253 to 1725 code for a protein of 490 amino acids. The transcript is spliced from 10 exons. NCBI's taxonomy places the organism in Eukaryota, Metazoa, Chordata, Actinopteri, Perciformes, Sebastidae. Gene Ontology annotation, molecular function: ATP binding; protein serine/threonine kinase activity. The record is from RefSeq and is a predicted model, not a curated record.